AUGGCCAGGGGACGAGCCGGGGGGCGAGAGUGGUCCUGUACUCCGCACGACGUCACGGCGCAGACCCCGCCCCGUCGCCGAGAGCCGCUGGGCACGGAGAAGGUAAAACAGCCCCCAGCGCACGUUGAGCCGGUCUCCACAAUGCUGCUGCUGCUGCGCAGAGCUGUGGCCCCAGGGCUCCGACAGGCCUGCAGACUCAAGUCAACCCCGGCAAGGCUCUGCAUUCGGGCCUGCUGUACAAAUGAUCCAUUUCGGCCCCAGCGCUCCAGCUUCGCCUUCUCUGGUGGUGGCUCCAGCACCAGGGGAUGGAAAGUCAUGGGGACGCUGCUAGGCCUCGGGGCGGCGUUGGCCUGUCAUGACCAGCAGUGCAGGGCUUCUCAAGAGCCACCACGCAGAUACACAAGGGAGGAAGUGAAAGCCCACAGCAGCCCUGAGACUGGGGUCUGGGUGACUUUAGGCUGUGAGGUCUUUGAUAUCACAGAAUUUGUGGACAUACAUCCAGGGGGGGCGUCAAAGCUGAUGCUAGCAGCCGGGGGUCCUUUAGAGCCCUUCUGGGCCCUCUAUGCUGUUCACAACCAGCCCCACGUGCGAGAGAUGCUAGCUGAGUACAAGAUUGGGGAGCUGAGCCCUGAUGACAAGGCACCCUCCAUCCUGAAGACCUCUGAUCCUUAUGCGGACGAUCCUACACGCCACUCAGCUCUGAAGGUCAACACCCAGCGCCCCUUUAAUGCGGAGCCGCCCCCCGAGCUGCUGACAGAAAGCUACAUCACACCCAACCCUAUCUUCUUCACCCGGAAUCAUUUGCCUGUACCUAACGUGGACCCAGACACCUAUCGCCUGAAUGUGGCAGGCCCACCCGGGGGUCAGGCCCUGUGCCUGUCCCUGGAUGACUUGUACCAGUUCCCCAGGCACGAGGUCACUGUCACCCUGCAGUGUGCUGGCAACCGGCGCUCCGAGAUGUCUCAGUUCAAAGAAGUAAGAGGUCUGGAGUGGAGUUUAGGGGCCAUUAGCACUGCGCGCUGGGCUGGUGCACGGCUUUGUGAUGUGUUAGCCCAGGCUGGUCACCAGCUCUGUGAAACUGAGGCCCAUGUCUGCUUUGAGGGCCUGGAUUCAGACCCCACAGGGACUCCCUAUGGAGCAUCCAUUCCUCUGGCUCGGGCCAUGGACCCUGAAGCUGAGGUCCUGCUGGCAUAUGAGAUGAAUGGGCAGCCUCUGCCUCGUGACCACGGCUUUCCUGUGCGAGUGGUGGUUCCCGGUGUGGUGGGUGCCCGCCAUGUCAAAUGGCUGGGCAAAGUGAGUGUGGAGCCAGAAGAGAGUUUCAGCCACUGGCAGCGGCGGGAUUACAAAGGCUUUUGUCCGUCUGUGGACUGGGACACUGUAGACUUUGAUUCAGCUCCAUCGAUCCAAGAACUUCCUGUGCAGUCAGCCAUCACACAGCCCAAAGAAGGGGAGACGAUAGAGGCAGGGGAGGUGACUGUCAGAGGCUACGCAUGGAGUGGAGGAGGAAGAGCUGUGGUCAGGGUGGAUGUGUCUCUGGAUGGGGGCCUAACCUGGCAAGUGGCUGAGCUGGAAGGAGAGGAGCAGCGUGCCCGAAAGGCCUGGGCCUGGCGGCUAUGGCACCUGCAAGCCCCUCUGCCAGCUGGGAAAAAGGAACUGAACAUUGUUUGUAAGGCUGUAGAUGACAGCUACAAUGUGCAGCCAGACACGGUGGCCCCAAUCUGGAACCUGCGAGGUGUGCUCAACAACGCCUGGCACCGCGUCCAUGUCCAUGUCACCCCAUGA
Messenger RNA from Rangifer tarandus platyrhynchus (Svalbard reindeer), 1782 nucleotides. The record is from the annotation of a GenBank genome assembly. Lineage: Eukaryota; Metazoa; Chordata; Mammalia; Artiodactyla; Cervidae.